Messenger RNA from Arvicanthis niloticus (Nile rat), 8115 nucleotides. RefSeq names its product U2AF homology motif kinase 1 (gene Uhmk1). Lineage: Eukaryota; Metazoa; Chordata; Mammalia; Rodentia; Muridae. Gene Ontology annotation, molecular function: protein serine/threonine kinase activity; ATP binding; RNA binding. Gene Ontology annotation, cellular component: nucleus; neuronal ribonucleoprotein granule. Gene Ontology annotation, biological process: positive regulation of translational initiation; regulation of protein export from nucleus; peptidyl-serine phosphorylation. The record is from RefSeq and is a predicted model, not a curated record.
CUGUGUCAUGGCGGCCUGAGGUCCCGGGAGUCGGUGCGGGCGUUGCAAGCCCCUCCCUGCGGAGCGGCGGGUCCGGCGGGGAUGUGACGGCGGGCGCCGCGGGCCUGCCUGGCGCGUCGUGUCGGCUCGCGUGUCCUCGCCCCAGCCCGCACCAUGGCGGGGUCCGGCUGCGCGUGGGGCGCCGAGCCGCCGCGCUUCCUGGAGGCCUUCGGGCGGCUGUGGCAGGUACAGAGCCGCCUGGGCAGCGGCUCCUCGGCCUCGGUGUACCGGGUGCGCUGCUGCGGCACCCCGGGCUCGCCCCCCGGCGCCCUCAAGCAGUUCCUGCCUCCGGGAACCACGGGGGCUGCGGCCUCGGCCGCGGAGUAUGGUUUCCGCAAAGAGAGGGCGGCGCUGGAGCAGUUGCAGGGUCACAGGAACAUCGUGACUUUAUAUGGAGUCUUUACCAUCCACUUCUCUCCAAAUGUGCCAUCACGAUGUCUGUUGCUUGAACUCCUGGAUGUCAGUGUUUCGGAAUUGCUUUUAUAUUCCAGUCACCAGGGUUGCUCCAUGUGGAUGAUACAGCACUGUGCCAGAGAUGUUCUGGAGGCCCUUGCUUUUCUUCACCAUGAGGGCUAUGUCCACGCAGACCUCAAACCACGAAACAUCCUGUGGAGUGCGGAGAAUGAGUGCUUUAAGCUUAUUGACUUUGGACUCAGCUUCAAAGAAGGCAAUCAGGAUGUAAAGUAUAUUCAGACAGAUGGGUAUCGAGCCCCUGAAGCAGAACUGCAGAAUUGCUUGGCCCAGGCUGGCCUGCAGAGUGAUACAGAAUGUACCUCAGCUGUUGAUCUGUGGAGCCUCGGAAUCAUUUUACUGGAAAUGUUCUCAGGAAUGAAACUGAAACAUACAGUCAGAUCUCAGGAAUGGAAGGCAAACAGUUCUGCUAUUAUUGAUCAUAUAUUUGCCAGUAAAGCAGUGGUGAAUGCCGCAAUUCCAGCCUAUCACCUCAGAGACCUUAUCAAAAGCAUGCUUCAUGAUGACCCAAGCAGAAGGAUCCCUGCUGAGAUGGCAUUGUGCAGCCCGUUCUUUAGCAUUCCUUUUGCCCCUCACAUUGAAGAUCUGGUGAUGCUUCCGACUCCAGUGCUCAGACUCCUCAAUGUGUUGGACGAUGAUUAUCUUGAAAAUGAAGAUGAAUAUGAAGAUGUUGUAGAAGAUGUAAAAGAGGAGUGUCAGAAGUAUGGACCAGUGGUUUCUCUGCUUGUUCCAAAGGAGAAUCCUGGUAGAGGACAAGUCUUUGUUGAGUACGCAAACGCUGGCGAUUCCAAAGCUGCUCAGAAGUUGCUGACUGGGAGGAUGUUUGACGGGAAGUUUGUUGUGGCUACAUUCUACCCGCUGAGUGCCUACAAGAGGGGAUAUCUUUACCAAACCUUGCUUUAAUCAGUAACCUAAGGACUAUUUCCUGUUUCUCCUCUUCCAUUUCUUGGAUUAUUAUAUUCCACAGCUGAAUGCAGGAGCACCCCUUUGCCCAUUUUAAAGGGUACCUUGUACAUUUAUUUAAUCCUACUAAUGUGCAGCCAUUGCCCAAACAGUGACUGCAUUGCAAACAUGGCACUGAGUAGGACAAGACCUCUCAGCUAUACAUUGAGGGGGUAGAGCACCCAUGUGGGCACCCUUAAUUUGUGCAGUAGGGCAGGUGUUGCUCUUUACUAUGUAACCUAAAAAGAUGUCAUUUCAUGUGGUGAUAAAGCAAAGAUGAGUCAUUUGUCAUAGUGAAUAUUAUUAACAAAUUUGUUAGGGUUGGUGACAUCACAGAAUAUUGUGUGUAUUGUCAGGUGUAUCUCCUUGUUGUUCUAGCUGGCACUGGAUGCUCUAAUAAUGUUACGUCAUUGUCAGGCAGCAGUUACCUACCGUGUUCUUAACAAUGAGUUGUGAAUUUUUCUAAAGGAGUACUGUAGGACUUAAUAUUCCUCUGAAGAAACUGCAGUGAGCCUGUCAAUGUUUUUAAAGUUACUAUUAAGGCUUUUAAAAUAGAAAGCUGAUGCUUGGUCUUGCACAAUUUUUAUGUCUAGUGUGUAUGCUUGAGUGGGUGUGCAGGUGUGAAAGACUAGAGAAAUCUGAGUCAGUCGUGUGAGCUCAUACAGUCUAUAACCAUUUCUUCCUACCACUUUCAUGCUUGAGAGACGGGCUAUAGGUUUCUUGAAAGUUGGUCUGACAGAUAGAAUGUAAAUGACAAGAGAGUUCAUCACUGUAAAGUGCAGAACAAAGUGGAAUCUAGACCAGGGUUGCAUGCAGCUCUUCAGAGUGACUGGAACAAAGACAGUGUGGGUACAUGUAAGGUACCCCAUUCUCUGCUCUGCUUUCGACCCAAGAUUGGCUCAUCUCUUUUGUACUGAACCUCUUGUAAUAAUCAUAAAGUUUUCCCAGAUGUGAUUCUUUCUGCUGUAAUGGGAAAUUGAAGUAGAUCAAAAAAAAAAAAGUUAGAUGCACAGUGACAGGAAAGAGAAAAGUGCAGAGAAGGCAGCUAAUCACAGCCCUCCUCCCCGCUGUCUGCCUGCUCCUUCCCCUCCUUUCCCUUUGCCUCUGUCUGCAGCUGGAGGGCAGUGUGCUGAGAUAUCACCGGCUUUUGACUGUGAGGGAGUAAAGAAAAGCUGACGUGUUAUAACAUGGAAGUAGGAAGGAAGAAAACUCGAUUUCUAAAAGAACAGUAACAGUCUAGUGUGUCCUUGAUAGAGGAUGCCUGUUGUCAGGAGUUUGUUGGCACAAACUGACUGGCUUGAGGAAUAUGAUUCUUCCUACUCUGUAGUAGAUUGCCUUGAAAAGUGUAAACUUAGGAAACUUUUGUAAAGCACUGAUUAUACAAGAUAACCCACAAAUUGUACACUUGUUAUGAAGUUUUUCCUAUUUCCUUACCUGAAUGAAAGUUUUAGUUAUUUAUUUUUCCUUAGGAAAGAGUGUUUGUUUCUUUUCCUGCUGGCAGCCUGCUUAUAUAAUCUAUUGUCAAUGCUGUUCAAGUUCCUGGAAAGUCUGUUAAAACUUGUAUUUUAGAAGAUGAAUUAUUUUACCCUGUUUAGACAUUUACUGUCCAGCAUUUGUUAAUAUGAUCAAAUUAUUCAGAGCUCCCUUGUAUGAAGUUAAAUUUGGUAUAAGGGGACUUAAUGAUGAAUUAAUUACCUCUGUUCUUAUGUUGUGGUCCCCGAUGUGUGUUUUAGGAAGAAGGCUUUUUUCAGGGGUUCAUUGGGUGGUUGGUUUUCAAGUCAAACUUGGAAGAACAUAGAAUCAGGACUGUGAAGUCCUAGCCGAGCUUUCCUAAAACAAAUAUUUACAUGAGGAGUUGCUUCUGUGGUCAUUAGUAGUAGGUCUCUACGUCUCUACUGAUGGACACAAGAUACAAGUCAAGUCUUUUGAAGGGCAAGAAUGGUUAGCACAUGUUCCCAUAUCUCAUAAAAAAGAGAUCCUUGCAAAUAAACUGCAGGUAGGCUUCCAAGCCCUAUCGUGCAGUGUGCUGCUAACACUCCUGUGCCCCCAGCAUUCCGUGAACCUCAUUGCAGAUGUAGUUACGCACAUGUGUAGUGUCUAACACUGUAGACUUGUCACAGACAAUGCUAGCUAGAUUUUAAGGGAGCUGAGGAAGUAAAUGAGCCCAAGUAAUCACAUCAAGUUCAAUGAAUUAAAUAGUUUAUAUUGAAGCCACAGACUUGAAAACAAAAGAUAACCUACUAUGAUUUAAACCAUUGUGUGAUAGCUCUUAGCCCAUUUUACCAAAGAGGACAUCUGCAGAUUCCUCCUCCUCUGAUACUAUCAGGAAUUUCAUUUUAAUAUCUUUCUUAAACUAGGACCAAAUAAAUACUACAAAAGAUGCAAUUUUCACAAUAAAUAUAUGCACAGAAAUUUUAAUUCUUUGAAAUCAUUAAAAACCUAGAAUUCUCUUAUUAGGGGGUAAUGUAAAGAGGCGAGAAUUCAUGUUACUUAGUCCCUAUCUUUGGGGGCAAAUUUUAUCUCAGGUAGUUUUUCUCUCCCUAUAUUAAGAUUUGUGCUUCCUUCUCUCUUGCCUUCUUAGGUUCUUUAUUCUUCCAUGGUACUGCUAUAACAUGGCACAUUCUGUCCCUGAUAAGGCACAGAAAGUGAUUGCCUGCAGGGAAAUUUUGGGUUCUUUAGAAGUAUUUGGAGGAGGUGACUUGUAGCCAUUAUCAAAACUAUGACACUAGUUCAAAGAGAAUAAUAGAGUGGGACACCCCAGUAGGGUAUUGCCUGCAUUUUACCAUAACUGCAUUUAUUAUAACUGGAUACUCUUCUUCCUUUGUGACCAUGGGUACAGCAUCUCUCUUUGGGAACUCUUUCUUUCUGCUAUCCCUUGAGCUGGAUUUAUGGCUGCUUUUAGAAUCAAAUGACUAAGGUAGUUUUACGCAUCUGCCUCUGUUUUAACUGAGAGAAGUGUGGCCUUGUUAUGUAGCUGCUGAAGAAUUCUGAGAAAUGUUAAUCUGCCAACAACUGUACUGCCACCCAGAAAAAGAUGCAGAAGUAUUAGGGGCAUAAGGCUUCCUUCUGUCUUAGCACUCUAGACUCUCUCAGGUAAGGCAUCAGUUUACAGGAUAACUUAGAAGCAGGGUUAACAUCAUGCUGUUUCAUGGCUCUGUUGAAUGUAUUGAUUAGAAGCAGGUGGCUGACACUUUGGCAUCAUUCUUGGUAGUUCUCCCUUCAGUUUAUUAGGCAAUUUUCUUUUCAACAGUCACUGAAAAUGAGCAUCAUUGUGCCUACCCAGUGGGAAAUUUAACAGUGCAGUGGGUGAGAGACACACUGGUAACCAUGCACUUUACCUAGACUCUCACCCAAGGGGUACAGGCUGGGCUAUUUAUUCAGAUUAGGGUACAGAUCGUGACUUUGCAUCUGUUGUAUGCAUAGCUAGCUAAAGUUUUGGGCAAGUGCCUUGUGUUUCCUGUCAAAUAUUAAACCUCAUCUGGCCAAAAGCUCCAGGAGGUGACUGCACUGUUGCCUUUUUCUUGGAAUAAUUUGGAUUGAUUCAUAUUAGUCCAGAAUUUUUGUUUUUGUUUUUGUUUUUGUUUUUUGUUUUUCGAGACAGGGUUUCUCUGUGUAGCCUUGGCUGUCCUGGCACUCACUCUGUAGACCAGGCUGGCCUCGAACUCAGAAAUCCACCUGCCUCUGCCUCCCAAGUGCUGGGAUUAAAGGCGUGCGCCACCACCGCCGGCAGUCCAGAAUUUUCUUGGCUUACUUUUAAAAAAAAAUGUAUAAAACAAUUCCAGUUUGACUUAUUUCAGAAUUGCAUAUUGAUGGAAAGGCCAGUAGUCUAACACAUCUAAUUCUGGGAUCUAGUUUCAUUUAUCAGGUUCCUUCCUCAAAUCUUACUGAUCUAGCUCUCUAUUUCUUAUAAGUUGUGGUCACUUACACACAGGUCCUUGGUCACUGCUAGCUCAACAGAAUCCUGCUUUCUUGAGGUGCUCAGCAAGUGACCUUUCUUUGCCAUAGGGUUUGACACUCUUUUCACUUGGCAUUACCAGUCUCCUCAAGUACACUCUGCUCUUUCGAGUCUGUCAAGUGGAGCUCAUCUGGUAUGUUUAGAUUUUAGAUUUUUGGGGCGUUGGUGUUCAAGACAGGGGUUCUCUGUGUAGCCUCAUCUGUCUUGGAGCUAGAUUUUAGAUUCUUAAUCAUGGAGAAAUUUGGAUAUUUUAGUUUUUAGAGUGGCCCCAUUUUUUUUUUUUAAUGAAUUCUGAUCCUUUCUCUACCUUAUACCAUACGGUGGAUCAUGAUUUUUGUCCUUGCCACCUCCCCCAGAUGGUGUUCACCAAUGACUGAUGCUUCAUACCAUGACAAGCAGUUGGCAGGUACUAGGUAUUUAAGAAGGUAAACAAUUUAGAGUAUUUUUGCUAUGAUUUUUAUAGGAGAAAUGAGCUAUCAGAAGAAAUUUGUACAAGCCAGGGAGCAUUUAGGAUAGUUUUUGGAGACAGGGUUUUGCAGUGCAGCUUAGACAGGUCUCCAGCUCAGGAUCUUCCUGUCUCAGCCUACCAAGUGCUGCUGUGCACCGUCUUGCCCAGCUCUGUUAGGAAACUGUUUUAUAGAUGGUCAUUUAGGUGAUUUUUCAGGAUGUAAGACCAACACAAAAGUUUACACACAUUUUGCUGUCCUGAUAAAAUUUAUUCAUUUUCUAUAGCUCAGCACUUUCCCUGAUUCUUGUGCUGCUUAUGGAAAUGAUUGUUUUAAAUGUGCUGUCUUUGUGCCUUUCAGAGUCAUGAUCAUGGUAGUUGUGUUUAAUACUAGAGUUCAUGGGAAGCUCACUAACUGAUUGCCAGAGUAUUAGACGGGGUAGCAGCCGAGAUAAUAGGAAGAAAUAUUGCUGGCUCUUUUGAAGGCUGUAUGUGUUUUGUGAACUGAGUUCCUAGUGUUUUAGUGGAAAGGCAGACACACUUUUCCUUGCCUUACGAGGUCAUUCAUCCUGUUGUACAAAAGACAGCUGAUUCUGCUCUACUUCUCUGUUAAAGCAAAGCAAGUUACAUUCUUGGAAGAAGACUGGAAUUGUUUGUUUGUUGUUUGUUUGUUUCUUACUGAGAACCUUGUGUAAGCAGCACAACAGUUACUGCUACCUUCAGCUACUGAUGAUCCGUGAGCAGGUCUCUAGUCAUUCUUUAAGAUCCUUGGUUGGAAUCACUUCCUUUCUCUCUGUCAGCUCCUCUUACUAUUCAUGCUAUCAAGACAGCAUGCAGAAGCAGCAUGCACAUGUUGACUCACGCGCUUCAGUGACUUGAGUUACUUUCAGCUGUGUUACUCUACUAGGUGGGUCAUCAGAAGGCUGUCAGAGAUAAGAGCAAAGAAGGGAAAGCAGAGAGGAGAAAAAUGGCUCCCUUACUGGUGUCAGUAAUCUUCCACAUGGACAGAGGUCAUGGUUUAAGAAUCUAGACUUUUUACCUGUAGCUUAAAAACAUUGCCUUUCUUAUACAUUCCUCAUCCUCGUUUCCCCAAAAAAUUGUUGUCAGGGUUUAUGAGGCCAGAUUACAUACAUAUUCAUUUCUCCUGAUUUUUAAGAAGGAUUUGAAUGUCAGCCCUUGUGUAUUUGGUGUUCACUACUAUUCUUGGGAAUAAAGUCUCAGAGAGAAACUGGGGUCAACCACCUCUGUCCUCCUGUUGCACAUGGAGUGGCAGCAUCUGUGUGUACUAAUGCAGUUACAGCGCCUUGUGAAAAGGAGUGGGAGCAGUGUCUAUCCAAGAAAACCUUCAGUCUGCACUUCUGUGAACCGAGGAGUAUAAAGCUGUCACAUUUUUUAGCAUGAUUUACUUUUCAUUCUUAAUUCUUUUUGAAAAAUCUUAAAAUACUUUAACAUUCCUUAAGUAGUGUCAGAUCUAGAGUAGAAGGCUUUUGUUCUCCCAUCCUAAAAAGGGCUCCAUCUUUUUGAUCUUUUUUUCACUCUUAGAAAUUUAUGAUCAGUACAUUUUAAUAGUUUCUGAUCUCUAGACUAUGUCAGCACUGGAGUGGUUGGUUGUGAAUAUCAAAACCUACUACUGUUUUCCUUUGGGGACAUGCAAUUGCCGUUUGAGGCAUAGAAGGACUGGUUUAAGCAACAUGUGAAAGAUCACCUAAACCAAAGCCGAUUUUAAGGGGCAUUGAUUCCUGUUGGUUCCCCUUCACCUUGAUUGACAGGACAGGAGCAUUUCAGUGCACAGUGAGUGGCUGUCCAUCACGUCUCUACCUGGGGUUUCAGUAGCGUGUUGCAUUUCCUAAAUUUCCUGAUUCUAUGAUUCUGUUUUUUGUGGUGUUUUACUGCUUGUGUGUGAUUGAUUAUUGGGUUUUUUUUUAAAAUGUUGUUUGUUUGUUUGAACUAAGUGAGACUAUAAAUGUAGAUAGAUGUGUUUUAGUACCAAGAUGUUCUUUUUUCAAAUCCCUAAAAUUUCUGGUUUCAUUAUCAGUCUUUCAGAUGUCUAUUUUCUUGCUGAAUAGCAGAGGACUUUAUUUCCUAUAAAGUGUGAGCACUGUGUUUCAGCGAGCUGCAUUGCGUACUUUUGCUGAAAACUUCUCUGUAAACACAAUUGCCUUGUUGAGUUUUGUUGUAAACUGACUCGCCAUGCGAUGCACUGUUGAUAGCUUCCUAAUGUGUGGUGGAUAAGAGUGAUAUAAUAAAGCUUACAAAGAAGAAG